GAUGAGUCACUGCAGGGAGAGAACGAGAGGGGGAGGAGCAGAGAUUUGUUGCUGUUCAGAGAAAGUGAAACUAUUCUACUGUCACUGGCACCAGCUGAAAUGGCGCAGCAGGAAAAUCAACUGGACAGAGAAAGAUUCUCCUGUUCGAUCUGUCUGUAUCGACUGAAGGAUCCGGUGACUACUGUCUGUGGACACAGCUACUGUAUGAGCUGUAUUAACACCCACUGGGACAAAGAGGAGAGAGGAAGCUACAGCUGCCCUCAGUGUAAACAGACCUUCACACCGAGGCCAGUCCUGGGGAAAAACACCAUGUUAGCUGAUUCACUAGAGGAGCUGAAGGAGACUGGACUCCUAGCUGCUCCUGCUGAUCACUUCUAUGCUGGACCUGAAGAUGUGGCCUGUGAUGUCUGCACUGGAAGAAGACUGAAAGCUCACAAGUCCUGUUUGGUUUGUUUGGCCUCUUAUUGUGAAAAACACCUCCAGCCUCAUCUUCAGUCAGCUCCAUUGAAGAAGCACAAGCUGGUGGAGCCCUCGAAGAAGCUCCAGGAGAACAUCUGCUCUCGUCAUGACGAGGUGAUGAAGAUGUUCUGCCGCACUGAUCAGCAGUGUAUCUGUUAUCUCUGCUCUGUGGAUGAACAUAAAGGCCACGACACAGUUACAGCUGCAGCAGAAAGGUGUGAGAGGCAGAGAGAGCUCGGGCUGAGGAGACAAACAAUCCAGCAGAGAGUCCAGGACACAGAGAAAGAUGUGAAGCUGCUUCAACAGGAGGAGGAGGCCGUCAAAGGCUCUGCUGAUAAAGCAGUGGAGGACAGUGAGGAGAUCUUCACUGAGCUGAUCCACCUGCUGGAGAAAAGAAGCUCUGAUGUGAAGCAGCAGAUCAGAUCCCAGCAGGAAACUGAAGUGAGUCGAGUCAGAGAGCUUCAGGAGAAACUGGAGCAGGAGAUCACUGAGCUGAAGAGGAAAGACCAUGAACUGAAGCAGCUCUCAGACACAGAGGAUAACAACCAGUUUCUACACAACUACCCCUCAGUGUCAUUCAGUAAAUCUACACACUCACCCAGCAUCAGGAUCCGUCCUCUGAGGAACUUUGAGGAAGUGACAGCAGCCGUGUCACAGGUCAGAGGUCGACUGCAGGAUAUUCUGAGUGAGACAGGGGCCGAGAUCUUACAGAUUGUGUCUCAAAUGAAUGUUCUACAGCCACAACCAGAGCCAGAGACCAGAGCUGACUUCUUCAAAUAUUCACAGGAAAUCGCACUGGAUCCAAACACAGAUGCCCAGUUAAACACAGGAGCAGAAGCCCCCAGCAGCUAUGCAGUUUAUCCAGAAGAGGAGACCCCAGCUCCGUCAUCCAGCAACUCACACUCUGCAAGCAACACGUCUACGCCACAGGAGCUGACCCCGGAGCAGCCAUUGGAGACUUGUAGUCAAGCUCCCAGCAGCACCAUCAGCAGCAGCAGCAGCAGCAGCAUCUUUCCCAUCGACCCUACAACAAAGAAGAGCUCAGAGCCGGAGUCCAACACUGAGGCAACAGCUCCUGCCACUUCUACUACAACUGGUCAAGACCUCUCCAGCAUUGGCUUUAAAUUCUCAUUUGCUGAAUUUGACAAAAUAACAGAAGGUUUUGCAUUUGGAUCUACAGACACCAGCUUCGCGUGGGCAAUUACUGCGGCAACAGUGUUAGGGAAUGCAAUGCCCUCAGCACCAAAGAGCUCGUCAAAAAAUAUGGACAUUCAUUUUGAAAGAAUAGUGUCUCUACCAGAGGUAGAGACAAGGACUGGAGAGGAGGACGAGGAAAUUCUGUUUAAGGAGCGUGCCAAGCUGUACCGAUUUGACCGGGACCUCAGUCAGUGGAAAGAGCGCGGAGUAGGUGAUCUCAAAAUCCUCUUCCAUCCGUCCAAACAUUUCUACCGAAUCCUGAUGCGGCAAGAGCAAGUGCUGAGGGUUUGUGCAAACCACAACAUCACAGAGGCAAUGGAGCUCAAACCUAUGCCCGUCUCAGCUAACGCGCUGACAUGGACCGCUACUGACUACUCAGAUGGCCAUGGCGAAGUCGAGCAGCUGGCGGCCAAGUUCAUAACGGCUAAGAUAGCUGAAUCAUUCGAAAAGACAUUCCGCAAGUGUCAGAACCAAAUAGACCAGAGUGGCGGCGAUGACUCGUCUGUCUUGUCACCACAGAUGUCUAGAAUUCAAGAGCACUCCAGAGACAGUAACCCGCAGGUGUUCCUCAAAGUGUCAGCCAACGACCAAACACUGGGCACCAUUACCAUAGAGCUUUUCUCCCAUAUUGUGUCCAAGACGGCAGAAAACUUCAAGGUUCUCUGUACCGGGGGGAGAGGCUUCGGACUGCGGAACUCCGUCUUCCACAGAGUCAUACCAGGCUUCAUGUGUCAGGGUGGUGACAUCACAAAAGGGGACGGCACAGGAGGCAAGUCCAUCUACGGCAGCAAGUUUGAGGAUGAGAACUUCGACGUUCGGCAUACGGGCCCAGGAAUCGUGUCAAUGGCCAACCGUGGGCGCCACACCAACAACUCCCAGUUCUUCAUCACGCUGAAGAAAGCCGAACACCUGGACUUCACACACGUGGUUUUUGGUUGGGUGCGGGACGGCAUGGAUGUGGUGCAGCAGAUGGGGGAGCUGGGCACGAAGGGAGGCGUGCCCACAAAGAAGCUGGUCAUCACAGACUGUGGACAGCUGUAGUUUUCUUUAAAUGUUCCGUUCAGGUUAUAAUGUCGAGGUCAUAGGGGACUUACAGAAAACGAUGUGUUCCCAGUGUGACCCAUUCUCUCCUGCUAAAACUCAAACUACGCUCAUCACUGGACGACUGGUCAACACCUGACUCCAGUAGCCUUGAACUAAAAAUGAUUAUAGCUUUAGACAAAAAUAAUUUGUAUUACCUCGGUGUCGGACUCUGUGGUUGCAGACUUGUUUAUUGUUUCUGUGUUGCACUUGUAUCUUUAUUAUCAUCUUUCAAUAAAUACUCUUUAAUUAUAAA
Messenger RNA from Pleuronectes platessa (European plaice), 2992 nucleotides. Its product is annotated as E3 SUMO-protein ligase RanBP2. The transcript is spliced from 7 exons. NCBI's taxonomy places the organism in Eukaryota, Metazoa, Chordata, Actinopteri, Pleuronectiformes, Pleuronectidae. The coding region runs from base 100 to 2697 and encodes 865 amino acids. The record is from RefSeq and is a predicted model, not a curated record. Gene Ontology annotation, biological process: protein peptidyl-prolyl isomerization; intracellular transport. Gene Ontology annotation, molecular function: zinc ion binding; peptidyl-prolyl cis-trans isomerase activity.